UGUCAGUUCAGACAUCAAGCAAUGCCGCGCCCUGACUCUCUUAGUACCCUAGGGGAAUAUUCCAGCUCUGGUAGGGGUCGCGGGCACAUAAGGCUCAGUGCAGAAGAGACUGCUGGAAUUGCUAUACUGGCUCUAGUCAUUGCUCUUCUGUUCAUCUUUGGAUGCUGGUACUAUAAAAGGCGCAGUGGCUACAAAAUAUUAGGGAGCCAUCAGUUCAGUCCAGCAGCGAUUAGAAAUUUCAUUGGAGGAUCCAGCAAUGACAAUGAAAGUAAGAUGCCCCUACAAGACUACAGCACUAUGAAUAGUGUGGUACCUGGAGCAUCUCCUGCGUAUGAAAAAAUCUCCACAGACUUCCAGCCUCCACCAUAUACACCAUGAAAUGAGCUUUACGUCAUGUAGCUAACUAGCUUAACAUCAUUACAGGAAAAUAUUUGUCCAUUAUGACAAAAUAAAAACAAACUUGUAUUUGCUGUAUAA
Bombina bombina (fire-bellied toad) is the source of this 477-nucleotide messenger RNA. RefSeq names its product melanoma antigen recognized by T-cells 1-like. The record is from RefSeq and is a predicted model, not a curated record. NCBI's taxonomy places the organism in Eukaryota, Metazoa, Chordata, Amphibia, Anura, Bombinatoridae. The transcript has a single exon. Bases 22 to 378 code for a protein of 118 amino acids. Gene Ontology annotation, cellular component: melanosome.